This is a messenger RNA of Aplysia californica (California sea hare), 3793 nucleotides long. RefSeq names its product dnaJ homolog subfamily C member 22. The record is from RefSeq and is a predicted model, not a curated record. Gene Ontology annotation, cellular component: plasma membrane; early endosome. The coding region runs from base 829 to 1887 and encodes 352 amino acids. The transcript has 3 exons. Gene Ontology annotation, biological process: endocytosis. NCBI's taxonomy places the organism in Eukaryota, Metazoa, Mollusca, Gastropoda, Aplysiida, Aplysiidae.
CAACAACAAUCAACAAUAAGGAGUGUCUAUCGUAGAAGUCAAAUUUUGCUAUUAUAUUUAUAGAUCUACGCACGUUACCUCUAAAUCUAGAUUUCUAGGGUUUCUAGAUCUACAAAUCUAGAUCUAGCAAUUGUAGGCCUAUAGGCUAGCCUAGCACUUGAGAGGUGAAGGCAGUAAACCGUGACUGUGACCCGUAAAGCGGAUACGUCGACAGCUUGCGGUAGCCUAGCCUAGCCCAGCUUGCUUCUUUUCUUUCAAUUUCAAUUUUAACGUGCUGUAGGGAGUCCUCCUGCUGUAGGGUAGGGCACUCCUGUACUUAUUACCAAUUGGCACUUGAUGGUUUGCAACGUUUUAGACACUGGUUGAAUGUGUGAACAGGGACAGGAGCUCUGUGUUGAUUUAAUCCUCGUGGCUACAUGGUAGAUUCUAUGCCCUGCCCUUGUGUGCUGUUGUCAGUUGUGUGGUUUCCAACAGUGUAGUGUAGUAGAAUCUAGAUCUAUUAGAUGAUAAGAAUCUAGAUUAGAAGUACACACAAGACCAACACUGGGAUUUGAUGGCCUUAUAUUGCCUUUGAAUUUCAAGUUUAUUGACAUUAUAUAAAAUAAUAUAAUUUACUCUGGGCAUAACAAAAGGUGCUGUGUCUACAGAGCUGUUUUCCCUCAUGCGUCAUGCCUAGGCCAUAGAGUCAUUUGUAUUAGGAUCUUUAUUGUUCAUGAUUGGUCAUAGCAUGUUUGAAAGUAGAGGUUAAAAAAUAAAUAUUCUACUUUUAAUGAUGUGAUAUUGUCGUGCUUAUUUUAGAAAGCAUAAUCAUCAGUGAGUGACUGUACGAUGGCAAGCCUUGUAAUAACGUACAUCUUGUGGUUAUUUUUUGGCUGGUUUGGGUGGCAUCAUGUAUACCUGGACCGUUGGAAUCAAGCAAUAGCAUGGUUCAUUACCUGUGGCGGAGGAUUUGGCUUGGGAUGGUUGCGAGACCUCUGGAGAAUCCCUGAUUAUGUGGCUUGGAUUAACAGAGACAAAGAUUUUGAAAUGCGACACUUGUCAUCAAUAGCUGAAGGGAAGCCAUCUUGCAGCAGUUUUCGUUUGUGUGGAAUGCUUGGGCUUGGAUUUGUUCUGAGCCUGGCUUUGUGUUGCCUUACCCCAGAGUAUGCUGCCAAGGAAAUUGAUGGAAGUCCUGCAUGGUACUGGUACCUGUUUUGCAGAACUUUGUUUGUAGCCUUGGUCCUUUCGGGCAGCUCCUUGGGAGUGUAUCUGGUGAGCAAUAUUGGAGAGCUGCAGUGUUCUCUCUUGUACCCACUCCUCGGCUCUGUUUUAGCUGUGCCUUGGCUCAUCACUAAUGAGUCAAAUGUCUUCCUGCCAACUAUUUUUGCUGCAUUGGUGACAUGGUGGAAGGGACUGUGCUGGCGACCACUCAGAGACAAGCAGAAAUCAUCCCUCUCCUCCCUCGUUUUGUACGGCAUUGCAGCUUUCUUGUGGCUGGCCCUCCUGUUUUAUGGAAUUUACUUCACAGCCCACAUCACACUAAAAGACGGGGAAAAAAUUCCUGUCCGGAUUGUGAUUUCAAACUUCUUCAAUUCUCCCGCAUGGCAAAGUACUAAGGACACUUUGUAUGCACUAUAUGAUUCUCUCACUCGGAAUGGCUUUUCAAAAACGUACGCUGAUGCGUGGGAUCUCGUAGACUUCUCGGGAGAAAUGAAUGCAUUGAAGAUACUUGGCCUUGAUCGACAUGCCAGUUAUGAAGAAAUAAAGAAAGCUUGCAGGCAGAUGUCUCGGCAGUACCACCCUGACCUGCAAAGAACAGAAGAAGCCAAAUUGGAAGGAGAGAAAAUGUUCAUCACUGUACAAGAAGCCUGCAGCAUCCUUACAAGAUUCCGUUCAAGAAAGUCCUAAGCAAACGUUCAUAGCUCUCACUCUGGAAAUCUUUCAAGUGUUGUCUGAAAUAAUUUGCAUAAUCUUAUUCAUUAUGAUAAGCAGGCCAUAUGAAUUCAAAGGCCUUUUCCUAGAGUUCUCUGAAAAGUAAGGUGAAUAUGAUCAUAACUAAAAGUAAUUGCUCUCUUUACAAUUUAUUGAAUUGUAAAUAGCAAUGCAUGCUGCUUGUUGUUACCAAUGGAAAAAGUGCUUCGAUCCAUGUGGGACCAGUGUUGAGGAGUAGCUGACUGGUGAUAUUUCAUAAACAUGUACAUUUUGUUCAGAUUGUGUAUUCAAUGGUUUUAUCACUUUACUUUUCAGACAGCCAUUGUAUUUGUGUUAAUACGAGAAUCACUAGAUUUUCUAUUAGCUCUAUCCAGAAUUUUCUUGUUUUGAUUUUUAAAUGGGUUGUUUUAUGGUUUUAUGGAAGAGAUGCGAAAAGAAGACUUCUUGUUUGAGUCUGGAGUGGCUAUUGCCCUGUAGUUUUAGAUUUGUCAAAGCAAAAAGUGGAAAAAAGUUGAGUUACUUUUCUAGAUUUGUUGUCAAUGUUUUACAUGUAUAAAUACCAUGUGGAACUCUGAUUCAUCAAACUCAGAUUCCAUGAAAACGUUACUUCAACAAAUGGAGAUGGAUUCCCUGUUUUAAAAAAAAAAAAUUCUUUAAAAUCAAUAAAAAUAACUCUGAUUCAACGAACACAUAUCAACAACCUUGGAUUCAACAAAGUUGCUUACAGGGUGAACAGUCCCCUCUGAUGUGGCUUCGCUCAUUUUACUCCAGCAACGAAUCUUAUCUAUCCCUGGAAACCAUCCAUGGCACCUCUGCAUUGUGAACGCUUUGCCUAUUGUUUAUAGCUUGUGUGACCAAUCAGCAGCCUUCUUUCAUACCAAGACAUGCAUUGUUGGCAUGCACACAUGUCUUAGCAUGUGUCGAGGUCGGAUGGGCGGCUAGUACACGUGUGACUGUGAGGGUGUGUCGAGCGUGUAUCUUGGGGUAGGGGGCACAAACAGUCCGGGCGUGGAACGUGAGUAAAUACAAACAAGUCAGUCAUAUUUUUUCCCCACUGACUGAUGACCUAUAAUACAAUAAGCUAGUUUUGACAUAGAUCUGCGUAAUAAAUUGUACGCUGCUCUGUGGAAUCAAAACGUUGCUGUAUGCUAGGCUCGACACUAAAGCAACACAACUUUUUUGGCUAACUAUAUGUCAUAGGUGACAUUUGAAUGAAUUGACCCUUUUGCACAGUGUGUGCUUGGUAGAGUUCAGUGUAUUGUCCUGGAAUUUUCCAGCAUUUCUUCGUUUUUUCGGUAUGGCAUCAAAGAAACGAAAAUGCCUCUCAUUUGAAACCAAACUGCUUUUGAUGGAUGACAUUGAAAAGGGGUAAAGUAAAAAAAAAAAGCAAGCAUUUCAAGGUGGCUACCAUUAUUGUUACUUCCCUUUUUAUAAAUACAUUACCUGCUCGGUGCCUGUAAUUAUCUCCACAAAAACCUCAUGUUUAAUCGAGCACUGAGAUUCAACUAAAUUGAGGGAUAGGCCCUAUGACUUCGUAGAAUCCGAGUUUCACUGUAAAUAUUAUUAUUAUGAGCUUUUGCCCAUAGGUGGGUACCGAAAAUGUAGCACUGACAGAGAGUUGAUGAUACAGUUUUUAAAAUUUGGUUUUACUUGAAUUUUUCUAUUCAUGUAUAUCUCCUCCAACAAAAACAUGUAUUUACAGACCUACAGAUGGCAUGCUAAGCUGUGUUACUGGCGUUACAUAACAUCAAGGCAAAUUCUUUCAGACAUAAUUGUGAUGACAUAUUUUUUAGAAUUUGAACAUACAAAAUUAUUGAAACAGUUUUUUUUAAUUGCUUUAAUUUUCAAACAUAAGCAUGAAGAGCCUAUAAAAUGGUGAGGA